AUGCUGUGGGCUUUGAUGGGUCAGUUUAGUUAUUUUUUAUCUCCAUUAGAUAACUGCGAAGUGAGAAGGGCCUACGAAGUCUUCCAGAGAUGCGAAGAGAGAGUGAAGGGCAAAUCGUACACGGCCGAAACCUGUGAAGAAGAGAUCAUAGAUUUGAUGGAGUCAUUAGAUCACUGCGUAGCGGAUAAGGCGUUCGAGAAAACUGUU
Molecule: messenger RNA, 207 nt
Organism: Iphiclides podalirius (scarce swallowtail)
Lineage: Eukaryota; Metazoa; Arthropoda; Insecta; Lepidoptera; Papilionidae
Source: the annotation of a GenBank genome assembly